UUGCAUCUGUCUGCCUCGCUGCUUGUGUGUCUCUCUCUCUGUGUGUGUGUAUGAAAGUGCGCUAAAAAACCCAGGCAGCCAGUGGGAGAGCUAGAGAGCGAGGAGAGAGACACAGCAGAAAGACAAAAAAGCAUCUGAGAAGGGAGCAAGAAACGGGAGUGUGAAACAGCUAUGAAAUUCAUCCAGGCUGUUUGCUUACUGCUUCUCUUUCCAGCUCUGAGCAGCAACACCAGACAAAGCUACGAUGGUCUGGAGAAGAAGCUAAAAGAAGUCUUCAGUGAACGAAGCAGCAUCUUGCAUCAGCUCUCAAAAACAUCAAAGGAGCUGGACAGCAUUAAAGGCAACCUACAGUCACUGAAAGGGGAUGAGUCAGUGGCCAAGAAGGAUGUGCAGAGGAUUCUGGAGCUCAGCCAUAAACAGAGGGAGGAGAUGAAGUCCCUCCAGGCAGCCCUGCAGAAGCAGCUGGAUGAGGCAAAUGAGAGAGCUGAGAAGCAGCAGGCCACGAUUAAAUUUCUGAAAGUUGAGAUGGAGAAGAAAACAAAAAUCAUCAAGGAUUUACAGCAAGAGAACAAGAGCUUGAAAAACAAGCUACUCUCUGGGAACAAACUUUGCAACGCCUAUGCUGAAGAGUCCAAAAAAAUCCAGGCUCAACUGAAAGAACUGCGGUACGGGAAAAAGGAUUUAAUUUUUAAGGGACAACAGCUUCUGGACUUGGAGCACAAGCUAACUGUAGCCAAGGAGGAAUUGGAGAAGACGGCACUCGAUAAGGAGUCUCAGCUGAAGGCGCUGAAGGACACAGUUCACAUCUGCUUUUCAGCUGUCCUUCACAACCAGCCCAGCAGCCACCGAUUCCCCACCUCCCCCACCCACUUGUUCAGAUACUCAUCGCUCAUCAACAGCUCCAGAGUCACCUUUCAGCAGCCACACGCAAAGGAUAUCUCCAAAAUUCAGAGAAUUGUCACAGCAACUAAAUCGCCCAUGAACAUAGGAGUAAUGAGGAGAGAGAAUGGUGGAGUCAAAGAGUGCCAGAUGGAGAAGCAAACAAGUCAAGAGCAGCCUGGAAAUGUUGGCACAACGCUCUCGCAUGACAGUGGGGACGCAGAGGACAGCAGCAGCAGAAAGACAAAGCCACAUAAAGACGACUGAGCAGACGGCAUGUCAUCGCAAAGCAGCCUGCAUUGCCUGGAGGAUGUUUCUAAGCACACACUUUGCGCACUUCCACAAAAAAUAAUGUGCGCCCACACACAUUACCUUACACUCACUUUUGAACACAUGCACACACCACGGGACACAUGCAUACUGGCAUUGUUAAAAGAAUCUGAGACACUGGGACUGUCAGCAAAACUCAAUCUUUCAUCUGAAAACUUCAUAGUAAAAUGGCAUGCGUUUAGAAGUUUUUUUUUUGUUUUUUUUUCAAAGGUAGCAAUGGAACUGGUAACUUGUUUUAUAAUUGUUCAUUUGU
Messenger RNA from Nematolebias whitei (Rio pearlfish), 1462 nucleotides. RefSeq names its product leucine zipper protein 2 (gene luzp2). Bases 172 to 1146 code for a protein of 324 amino acids. The transcript is spliced from 11 exons. Lineage: Eukaryota; Metazoa; Chordata; Actinopteri; Cyprinodontiformes; Rivulidae. The record is from RefSeq and is a predicted model, not a curated record.